Messenger RNA from Leptidea sinapis, 7624 nucleotides. Its product is annotated as axin-like. The record is from RefSeq and is a predicted model, not a curated record. Gene Ontology annotation, biological process: negative regulation of canonical Wnt signaling pathway. Lineage: Eukaryota; Metazoa; Arthropoda; Insecta; Lepidoptera; Pieridae. The transcript is spliced from 8 exons. The coding region runs from base 28 to 1020 and encodes 330 amino acids.
UCGCUCUCCGGCAGCAGCGUAGACGGCAUGUCGCUGCGCGGGGGGCGUGACGGCCGCGAGGGGCGGCACCGCGUACGACCCGCCCCGCCCGACAGACACGCGCUCGUCAACAAGGAGCGAGACACCGGCAUGAUGAUCCCGCGGACCCAGCGCGUGCAGUCGGAGCAACUCCGCGUGCUGCCGCCGGCCGAGUUCGCGCCGCUGCUCAUUGAGAAGCUGGAGCGCGUGAGGAGGGACCGCGAGAACAAGGAUAGACUCGAGCGGAGGCUCAAUGAGGGUGACAGCGAGGAGUCGUGUCAAGCGCUUCCGCCGCAACUGGUGGCCGCCGCCAUCCGGGAGAAGCUGCAGCCCGAUGACGACAACGAUCAAGAUAUCCUUGACCAGCACGUGUCGCGCGUGUGGUCCGAGCGCACGCCUGGUGCGUCCCCGCCGGGCGGGCGCCGCACGCGUCGCGUGGGACGCCGCACAGCGUCCGCGCUCUCCGCCGAUUCGGGUCACUACGACGCCUCAUGCGCCUCCUGCGACCUACCGCCUCGCAGGUCGGUGAGCAAGAAGACGGUGACGGAGCUGACGGACAGCGGCGUGUCGGUGGUGAGCGAGGGCGCGUGGUCGGUGGAGCCGCGCGUGCUGCUCUGGAUGUCGGCGGCGCGCGGCGACCACGACGAGCGGCGCCGCCCCGCGCGCGCGCAGCGCGGCAGCGGCAGUAAGUCGAGCAGCACGAGCGGCGGGGCCAGCAGCGUGGCGGCGGUCGGCGGCGGCGCGGUGCCGGAGCAGCACACCGUGGUGGUGGUGAGCUUCCUGGACGAGGCCGUGCCCUACCGGUUCAAGGUGCCGGCCGCGCCGCUCACGCUCAAGACCUUCAAGGAGUACCUGCCGAGAAAAGGCAACUACCGAUAUUUCUUCAAGACGGAGUGCGCCGACCUCGACAACACGGUGAUACAGGAGGAGGUGAGCAACGACGGAGACACGCUGCCCAUGUUCGAAGGGAAGGUCAUGGCGAGGGUCAAGAGCAUCGAGUGAAUGUACACCUGGACCGGGGGUGAUGACUGCUGCCAGGAUGACGUCAGUUAGGCCGGAUCCACACAUAACGAACGACGGCGAAAGAAAGAGAGCGUGCAGCAAGGAGAGUGAUACACAAGUGACGCCUCUAUCUGAUAACUGUCAUCCUUUGUAUGUGGACCAGAUCUUCUGUUACAAUUCUCGUAGCAUCGUCAUUUUGAUGGAGAAUAAUUAUUACAGAUAUGUAUGUUCAGUUUUAUAUUUAUGUUUGAUCCUGACUGACACCAAUGACUCAAUCAAAGUAGCAAAGCUAUCUUAUAUCGAUCGAGUCAUAAACGGAGGUGAUCUAUUAUAAAUGUCGAUAGCGAGUAGACUAUCGCUAUCCAAAAGUAUUAUAUUAUUCAAUGAGCGAGUCUUUUGACCUUUACGUUUUGACGUUUAAGAUAAUUUAAAUCUGACUGAAUUAAUUUUGUCAUUUUAUGUAACGUAUAAGAUUAGGAGUGGCGUGGCGUAAAUAUCAUGGAUAUAUGUAGCUAGUAGACCGCGAGGCAGACACGAGACAACCAACAAUAUUGUACACACUUGAAAUCUCUAACUAACCAACAAACAACAACCAAAGUCAUGUUAAAAUCUGAAGAUAGCUAGCUUUAUUGACAGCUCUCCACGCGCUCCGACCACAUACCGUUGGCGUAAAAUACGUCAGUGAAACUACGCCUAAAUCGGCGUACCUGAGCCAAACUAGUUGCAAGUAAUCUGCUAGGUUGUGUUUAAUGAUAUAACAGUUUGCUUUGUGAAUCUGUGUAAAAAUAUAGACUUAGAGUACCUGACAGCCCGACCAGCGCGCGAUCGAUUUUAAUUUGUUUUUAUUUUUACACUUACAUACAACUAGUAUAAAAUAAGAAUAAAAAUUACUAAAUAGUUAAUUAGUUAACAAUCUAACACAAACAACAUCUACCGUGUUCGUAAUUUUUGCUUAAACAUUUUUUCCAUAUCAUUAUAUAUAACUAUGUAAGAUUUACUCAAUACAAUAUUACGUUCCAUUCAAGGAGCUAUAAUUAUUAAAUUGGCGCGGCACAGAGACGGAGCGCGCGCGGAGAACUAUCAAUAAUUUAAGGUCGUUUCGUUUGGAUUUCAAGCGCGAAUCAUUAAUUAAAAUAUUAAUAAACAAAUCAUAAAAUUCAUUGUGUACUCACUGUCUCUUAGUUACAUAUCAAUUCAAUGGGAUUUGCUAAAAUCGUUGGCCUAGUGUUAGCCCGACUACACUAUACAUAGUCGUUAUAAAGUUAUCGUUGUACUCCUAAUUGAGAGAAUUUGAGAGCAAUAGAUACAUUUAUGCUCACUGAAGUUGUGUUUUAAGAGAAGGUAAUCAUGUAAAUGUCAACAUGCUCAAAUGCUACCAACAUCAUAGAGUUCAUUAGUUUUCAAUUCCUAAGUGUUAAUCCAUGUUUUGAAAAAAGUAGUAAAAAGUUUUAUUUUCUUUUAAGAAAAGAAACUUAUUUUUGGCGAACACAAUGGAUUAGAUAGCGGCGAGCUACGCCGGCUUAGACAAUAGUGACGUCAGAGUUAUGGCGUGCACGGUAGUACUUAAUACCUUUAACGGUAACGAUAUACUGUAUUAUGUCAACGUUAUAUAUUUAAAACAAACAUUGUGCUAGUCCAACUUAUCAACGAGCAUUUCAUUUAAUUUGAGUAUUAGUGUUGCUACUUAGAUUCAUUCUAGCUGUUGAGUUAUUGUGGUAUACGAAUAUAAUUGGAUGUUCAUGAAACACGAUCAAUACCUUAUCUAAAACAUGGUGAUAGACCACUUGUUUAAAUAAAUAUUUUCCGCAAGCAAGCUUUUAACGGUAUACAUUUAAAACUCAUAUUAAAUGCUAUGCUUUGGCACUAUUUUUAAGUAAAUGCAAUUAUAAGGAAUUUAUUUAAAUAAAAAACUUUGUAAAGGAUUAAAACCGUGCAAUUGUCGCUGUAUUUUUACAUUAGGUUUUUGCGUAAAUGUUAAAUCCUUUAAAAAGUUUUUUAAACGUGUGUAACAAUCGCGUCAAUCAAAUAAAAUACAUAGUAUGUAUAAGGAAUGUUAAAUUAAUCGAUUAAUUAAAUAUUUAUUUUACGUAUUACUAGCGUGUAUCGUAUCAUCGAAGCAAUGAACAACAGUUUAUUUUAUUAAGCAAUUCUGUUGUUCUUUUGCAUUAAAUCUUAAGUCUUAAGAACGCCUAGCGGAGCUAUUACGUUAAUGAAACCUAUCCCAGGUUUACCAAACCAGUUCUUAUAACAAGAUGAUAGCAGAGUGCCAUCUCAGUUUGGCAGGUAUUGUGACGGUAGUUGUAAAGUGUUUGAAAUAUUUGGUUUUAAAUUUAAAUAACAAUAAGCGAUCUAUUCAGUUUCAAUGUGUAAAUAGCAGAGAUAUACCAGUGUUCAUAUGUUUGUCCGCGGCAGGCGCCGGAAGCGCUCCUUCCCGCGUCUGUAUUUACAUUAUAACACAGCUGUACAUAUUGUGUAUAUAAUCGCAUUCGUCCCUACUGUUGUGUAGUUUUUAACUAGCGGUAACUGUCGAGGGUCUCGUGUUCAAAUCUCAGACUGACGGCAAAUCAAUAAUAAUUCGUAUUCAUUACGAUUUGUUUAACAGUUUCAUUUCAACAUGGUGAAACACAGUAUUUAAUAUAUUGGUAUAGAUUAAGGAAACCGUUCAGUGACGUCAUUUUAUAAAACAAUCAAAUUGGCUGACGUCAUCGCCAUAAAUAUUGAAAAUGUUGUUGACUUAACAUAUCGGCGCUGUUUGUGAGUCGGAGUGUUAUUAUCAGUCAAUUUUAAUAGUAUUUGUUCAAUCGUAUCGGAACUAUUUAUUUGUUAAGUUCAAAGUCGCGACAACACAAUAAUACUGGAAAUUGUCAACUGUUUGUUUUAAUUACGGUAGAGUGACAACUAAGGCCAUGGAUAUCGAACGAUGGCGAAAGAAACCUAUGGAACGAAAGAGAAAGAGUUUGUGUGGUGAGGAGUGAAGGAGUAAGAAUUUUUUAUUUAGCUUUUGUUCGACAUUGUUUUGUCUAUGUGAACAAAUUCUAAAAAAAUGUUAUUUAUAAAUCAGUCUUACAUAAUCCUGUACUAGUAAAUAGUUUUUAAAGUAAUUAUUUUUGCGUUUGUUUCCAUUCGCCACGAAUAAAUAAAUGUCGGGAGUCUUGUCGUGAUCAAAUGUAAUUAUUUCUUUCGCACUACUGGGGAUAGUUGUGUAAUUAUCUGCCGUAUGUACUCACAAUAAGAAUCAUAUUAUCAAACAAAAUUUAGCUAACGAAUCACACUACUUAAUAUUUUUUUCAAGGCUUUUCCAACCUAUAAUGCGAGCGUAUAUAAAUAUUUGAAGUAAUCACAAAUGUUUCAAUAUUAAGUCCUGACAGAAAUAUGAAAACAUUUAGAAAUUGCACUAAGUUAUGUUUUGUGUGUUUGAUACAUGUCGACUGGUGGCGUUGUCAAAUGACUGUUUGCGUCUGUGUAUGUGGGGAUUAUGUCUGCGCGGAUAGGGCGGGGCGCUGAGGGGGCGGAGUUUGAUGUCGCUUUAUAAAUUAUAUGUUCUGAUAUAUGCUAUAUUAUAACAAUCUGUUGUGGAAGGUACUCUUACACGAUGUUGCCAUAACAUAAACCCUAUAAAUAAAUAAAUAAUAUUGACACACUUUUACACAAAUUAUCUUGCCCCUAACUAGUCAUAGCCUGUGCUAUGGGUACAAGACAUCGACAUAUUUAAUACAAUAUACUUACUUAAACAUACAUAAAUACAUAUAAACAUCCAUGACUCGGAAACAAACAUCUAUAUUAAAUAUUAAACCUGCAUAUCAUAAAUGAACAAAACUAUAUUAUACUUCCUGCAAGAGUACUUUCUGUGACUGAUCGUAAUCCCAAUGUAGUAUAAAGGUUAUUAUGAAUGUUCAUUGAGCGACUCUCGAGUUGAUUUCUAUGUGUCUGUUGAUAUUAUGUUGUUGUAUUUGUAUCGCCCGACGGUACCUGAACCCCACUAUAGUUGCAGCUAUUAUUUUAACACUCGUCUCUCAUACAAUAAUUAUUACUUGAUUGAAACUUUCUAACCCAUCAUGAGUUUUUCUAUUGUAAAGUGCUAGUCUAAGUUAAAGUUCAUAAACUGGUUUGUUUCUCUGGUCUGUCUGGUUUCCUACUAACAACCUCAAGCACAAUUUGUCUUUGUGUAUGUUGUUGACCUAAAGAGCGCACUUAGACUACUCAGAUUUUACUCACUUAAAACUUAGCUGAGUGAAAUAAAACUCGAAUUUCACUUUUAUAUUGGGCUGUCUUAGCUUAAGCUCACUAUAAUUUUUAGCUGUCAACUGACUAUAAAAGCGAUUUCAAUUAUUAUGCUAAGUUUGAACCAUAAACUUAGUAUAGUAGCGUAAAGACGAAGCCUGUGUGAUAGUGAGAUAACUAUCUUUACACAAAGACCUACGUGUGACAAAGAAACAGACCGUGAAACCGUUUUGAAACAAUUCAAUGUACAUUAGUCUCCUGACAAAUUGGACCGUAUUUUAUUUCGUGUUUUUGUCGUUUGAAUGUGUUGUUAUCUACAGUAACAAUCCAAAUAAAGAAACAUUUCACAGCUAAAUACUGAUUCUUCUAUACUGCUUUCGUAGUGCUUAUUUUCGUAGAACAUAUUCACUAAAAUAUUUUGUUUUUCAUGUUACAUCCACAGUAAUUAUUAAUAAAAAAAAUAUAUGUUAGAAAAUAAAAUAUUGCAUACGUGAAUAUGACGCCUUUUAAAUAAAUACAAUUAUCAAUAUUUGUCAUAAGGGUGGACCAAAUGCAAAAUACUACACACUUCAUUAACUCACAUUUGUGUAAAAGUAGCACACAUGAAUAUGUGCCUAAUGGGGAGCGUGCUUGUCUAUUACGCUAGUAUACUAAGUUAUACGUAAGUAAAUUAUGAGCAAAAGUGCGCACUUCAACACAGCCUAAGUCUUUAAAGAGUAAUAUGAAAAUAAUAGGUCAUAAAUAAUUUUGUUUGAAUUACUCAUCGAGCUAUGAUAUAUUUAUUUUAAUAACGCGUUGAGUAUUUCUCAAGCAAAUUGAUGUGUACCAGAAGCGAGUAGGUGGUCAUGAAAGAUAUUUUUGGGUCAGGUUACCAUUAUAGCCGGGUACAUGAAAAUAUUUUUAAGUUUACAUUCUUCGAUUAAUCUUUUUUAAACGGGUUUAUAUGUGAAACAUUUUGUUUAGUUUGUAUUAUUAAAGGUACGGCACGCAUUGUUUCUAUUGAAAUUAAUUCAUUUCUUGAUAUAUUUUGUAUUAAAAUAAAAUUUGUUUUGGUAAUAUAAAAUAGUGCUAUUACUGGAACUGCGUGAAAGGGAGUGAAAGAGAUAGUCUAUAGUGCGACGUUAGAGCGAGUUGCGAUGAACUAUGUAUAUGUUAUAAGAUUAUAUGAUCGGGUGUUCGACAACAGUACUUAUUAAAGUAAUUUUAAGGUUUAAAUUAGUGUAAAGUCCGGUCCACUGUAUGAUAUAGCGCGUACGAGCGAGUGCCCUCGCGGGAAAAGGGUGCGGAAACAUGUGCCUUCAAUGUUAAUAAAGUUUUCAUAGUUGAUGCUUCUAGAUGUAACUGUAAAUAUUAGAUGUAACGCCGAUUAACGAACACAUUAUUUUUUAUUAUUUAAUUAAUAUUGUUUAUUUAUUGCCUGAGUGUUCCCAAUGAUUGCUCUCAGUCACUUUCUCUUUGUUUGUGACAAACUAUGCUCUGAACUAAUAUAACUUAUAGCCCACCUAGCUGUCAUGAAUGACACACGUCAAAUUGAAUGGUAUCUGUUCAGGUUCAAACUGGCGGAUUUACAUAAUUUAAUUACUGCAGUUCUCGGCACCUCCGUUCAUUUUUUCCUAUUACUUCUUUAAAGAAAUGAUUACUAUCAAGAUUUACUGUUAAUCACAAAGUGUACAGAUUUCAAUGCUGUUUUCACAAGUUUAGUUGUUCGUGGUUAUUAAGCGUUAACGUUGAUAUUACAAGAAAUAUGUUUAUAUUGAAUAAAUGUUGGGAGUUGAAUAGUUUGUCACAAUCAUUAGACGGCCUUCACAGUACACAACCUCUGAUACAAUGUCUUCCUCGCCUAUCUUAGCUUAAUCUUUUUCUAUCGUUUAGUGAAUUGUAGCUUUUAUAAUUUACAAAUAUGCCGUCGUGUCUGGGCGUCGCUGGUGUCGCGAUAUGUCGCGACUGAUCACGGUGUGGUGAAGCUUGUUAACAGGCUGAAUUGAUGUUUAAAUGAAUAAUAAAGUCUCUAGAAAAACACCUUGUAGUUUUAGAGAAAUUUUAAAUAAAAUUUUUCGUUAGAUAUAAUAAUAUGUGGAAUAAGUACACUUGCAAAAAGAUCUGUUCAAAAUAAUCAUUCAAACGUAUCGUCGUUUCUUGAUUGAUGUAAUACAAUGAAAAUAUGUUUGGAUAGAACUAAACAAUGUGAAAAUCUAAUGUGUGCCCGUUUCGCCAAGUUAUUUGUUGAAAUUGUACAAUAAUAAUAAAAAAUAAAAUGUAAGUUGUAAUGGAAGACGGCCGCGUCCGUGUGUGGCGUGUAUGUUUCAUUCAAUUGGACUGGUUGUAUUAUUUUUAUAUAUAGCACGUGUAACGACAAACAAUAUACUGGACCUGUGCCAUACUC